Cygnus olor (mute swan) is the source of this 1559-nucleotide messenger RNA. RefSeq names its product neuronal differentiation 2 (gene NEUROD2). Lineage: Eukaryota; Metazoa; Chordata; Aves; Anseriformes; Anatidae. The transcript has 2 exons. The record is from RefSeq and is a predicted model, not a curated record. The coding region runs from base 465 to 1535 and encodes 356 amino acids. Gene Ontology annotation, molecular function: protein dimerization activity. Gene Ontology annotation, biological process: regulation of DNA-templated transcription; nervous system development.
GCCACCCCCGGCACGUGCAGGCCGAGCAGGGUGCCCGGCUCCCCGCCGCCCUGCCCGCUCGCUCCAUUGUUCAGCCCCAGCCCUGCUAUCGCCUGCAUCUCGCCCAGGUCCCAUUUUGCGGCGUGUAGGCAGAUCUGUAGAUUUGGAAGGGUUUUUUUUUUUUUUUUUUUUUUGAGUACAGAGUGACAGAUGGCGAGUCCUCCUUCCCCAGAGAGACAAAUCUCCCUGAAUGCAAGCGCAUGUCAAUCAUUAGCUCUCAUGUGAUAGCUCUCGCGCAUGACGUGCCAACCAUAUGGCACUGGCAGCAGAGCUGGUACCCCCUUUGCUGGGUAGAGAUGCCACUCUCGCCUCCUUUUGGAUAGAGGACUGCAGGAGGCUGGAGCACCUCAAGGAGCCGCGUCCUGGUCCCAGAAGAUGCUGGGAACAAUGAAAUAAGAAUUCCUCCAGUCAGCGCCGAAGCCAUCAUGUUGACGCGACUUUUCAGCGAGCCCAGCCUCAUCCCCGAAGUUCAGAAAUUCUCCAGCUGGGCCGAGGAGUGCGAGGAGGAUGCCCGCAGCGACAAGGAGGAGCGGAAGGGUAAGGGCUGCGCCCUCCCCGAGGAGCCGCCCGAGGGCUCGCUGGGGGAGAGCAAGGAGGAAGGGGAGCUAGGCGGGGACGAGGAGGAGGAGGAGGAGGAGGAGGAAGGCCUGGAGGAGGCCGAGGGCGACCGGCCCAAGAAGCGCGGCCCCAAGAAGCGCAAGAUGACCAAGGCGCGGCUGGAGCGCUCCAAGCUGCGGCGGCAGAAGGCGAACGCCCGCGAGCGGAACCGCAUGCACGACCUGAACGCGGCCCUGGACAACCUGCGCAAGGUGGUGCCCUGCUACUCCAAGACCCAGAAGCUGUCCAAGAUCGAGACCCUGCGCCUGGCCAAGAACUACAUCUGGGCUCUCUCCGAGAUCCUGCGCUCGGGCAAGCGGCCCGACCUGGUGUCCUACGUGCAGACUCUGUGCAAGGGGCUCUCGCAGCCCACCACCAACCUGGUGGCCGGCUGCCUGCAGCUCAACUCCCGCAACUUCCUGACGGAGCAGGGCCAGGAGGGGGGCCGCUACCACGGCCCCAACGCCUCCUUCGCCGUGCACCCCUACCCCUACCCCUGCUCGCGGCUGGCCGCGGCGCAGUGCCCGCCGCCCGCGGGGCCCGGCUCGCACGGGCUGAGGACACACAGCUACUGCGCCUCCGCCUACGAGAGCCUCUACGGCAACGCGUCCCCCGACUACAACAGCUCGGAGUACGACGGCGGGCUCAGCCCCCCCCUGUGCAUUAACGGCAACUUCUCCCUCAAGCAAGACUCUUCCCCCGACCACGAGAAAAGCUACCACUACUCUAUGCACUACUCGGCGCUGCCCGGCUCCCGCCCCGCCGGCCACAACCUGGUCUUCGGCUCGGCGGGGAUGCGCGGGGGGGUGCACUCCGAGAACAUCUUCCCCUACGACAUGCACCUCCCGCACGAGCGGGGCCCCAUGUACGAGGAGCUCAACGCCUUCUUCCACAACUGACCCCCCCCCCCACACCCCGGCCCC